Messenger RNA from Drosophila busckii, 1850 nucleotides. Its product is annotated as monocarboxylate transporter 13. The record is from RefSeq and is a predicted model, not a curated record. NCBI's taxonomy places the organism in Eukaryota, Metazoa, Arthropoda, Insecta, Diptera, Drosophilidae. Gene Ontology annotation, molecular function: monocarboxylic acid transmembrane transporter activity. Gene Ontology annotation, biological process: transmembrane transport; monocarboxylic acid transport. The coding region runs from base 268 to 1659 and encodes 463 amino acids. The transcript has 4 exons.
CGCUAAUAUUGCGCCAUUUAAACGCCAUUCCCUUCAUAGCAUCCACUGAAACAAAGAAUCUUCCCAAUAAAUAUCACAGCACUAUGCAGAUCUUGCCAAACAAGAUUAGCUCGUCGAGCGAUACAGUUCAGAAAAACUAAUAGGAAAGUGCAAAUCACUAAAAGUGCAAAUUAAAAAAAUUGAGUAAAUAAAUAAUAAACAAAUUUUGUGAUAACAUACUCUAGACAAGGCUGCACUAAAGAGAAUUAUUUUGAACACGCAGUUAAAAUGGACAUAGCAGCCAGAAACGUUGUGCCCGAUGGCGGCUGGGGCUGGGUUGUGGUAGCCGCAGUAGCCCUAAUUAAUAUGACAAAUCAGUCGAUUUUAUCUGUUUUUGGUCAACUCUUUGCGGGUCGCUUUGAAGAUGACACCUUUACGGCAGCGCUAAUAACGAAUCUCAAUAGCCUGGCCUUAAAUUUCUCUGGCCUGCUUAUAGGACCGGCUAUAAAGAGCUUUAAGCCACGCAAUGUGGCUGCCACAGGUUGUGUUCUUGUUUCUUUUGGCCUGGCGCUUUGUUCCUUUGCCACCCAGAGCUGGCAUCUAAUAGUGGGCUAUAGCUGCUUUGUGGGACUAGGCUUGGGACUCAUAUCACCUUCUACCUUCAUGGCUAUCAACUCAUACUUUAGCAGCAAACGUGGCCGUGCUGUGGGCGUCUCUUUAGCUGGCGCUGGUCUGGGUCAGGUGUUUAUGCCACAUGUAGUGCGUUACUUUUUGCAUACACAUGGCUUUCGUGCAGCAUUAUUAGCCCUGGCAGGCAUCUCACUCUUGGGCUUAAUUGGCGCUGUGUUUCUUAAACCUUUGCACAACAAUCGCAAGCAUCUGCAACUGCUGGCAGACAAGGAGCACAAGCAGCAGUCUAGUGGCUUGCAGGCCAUAAUUGUACAACCAAGAGUGGUUACUGCGGCGCCCAAGACAGAAACGCUGUGUAGUCGCAUGGGUCAUCGCAUAGUUCAGGCUAUGGACUUGGAGCUCUUAAAGGACAUUGUUUUCUGGAGCAUCAUAGUGGGCAUGGCUUUAGUCUAUACAGCAACUAUUAACUUCACUAUGGUCUAUCCAGCGUUUCUGAAAAACACCGCUGGCUUUGACAGCAAACUUAUCGCUAGCUGCAUGUCUGUGGUGGCGGGCGCAGAUAUUGUGUUCCGUCUGCUGCUUCCUUGUCUAACGGAUCGUUUGAGAAUACCAUAUCGUGUGGUGUUUCUCUUGGGCACAGUGGGCAUGCUGGCAGCACGCGUGCAGUUGGCAGAAACUACAAGCUUGCCUGUAAUUAUAGCCAUGUCUGUGCUCACAGGAUUGGCCAAGUCAGCUACUGUCAUUAAUAAUAAUCUAACGAUAUCCGCGCAUUGUCGGGCCGAGAAACUAGCUGGCGGUUUAGGCUUAAGCAUGAUAACCAAAGGUGUUGUUGUCAUUACUGUGGGCCAGCUGCUGGGUUGGAUACGUGACUUUUCCAAUUCAUAUGUCAGCUGUUUAUAUGCGCAGACUGCAUUGCUGCUGUUGGUUGCGCUGGUGUGGACACCAGAGAUUUAUUAUCGCUUUAGAAGACAGCAGAAGCAUUUGCGCAAUUCCAUGGAGACUACUUAUGUGACACACGAGCAGUUGGAGAAGCUCAAUACGCGCGCCUAAGUGCGUGCUGACUUUAGCAAUAAGCAAUUAUACAUUACAUUGUGUAUGUGAUAAGCAAGGGAGCUACUUUAGUUAUUAAGCUUUUUCGACUUAUUUAUUAUCCAUCUAGCCAUGUAAGCCAAUACUCUGUAAGCAAUUUUGUACUGCCUACCAACUUCCCAAUCAAAAUACAUACGUAUUAAUAUAUAAAA